This is a messenger RNA of Pieris macdunnoughi, 636 nucleotides long. The record is from the annotation of a GenBank genome assembly. Lineage: Eukaryota; Metazoa; Arthropoda; Insecta; Lepidoptera; Pieridae.
AUGUCUAAUGAAAACACACUAGAUUUACAUUACGUACACGAAUGUUUUCAGAAGAGCUUAAAAGAGAAUGAUGACGUGGUAAUUGAUGCGUACAUAGAUGGAUACAAUGAAUUAGUAAAGUUCUUGAACCUCAUCGGGACAGUGUUUUCUUUUGUGAGUAGCGAUGUGAAAAGUAAAAUAAAGGUUCUGGAAAAGCUUAAAAGUGGAGACGAUGCCAUCUACUAUGAAUCGUUCAAGAAAAUGAUGAAGUAUGAAAAAGAGACCAGUUUGCACGAAAAGAAUGGUUUUGUCUCGGGAUCAAGGACGAUGCUGCGUUUGCAUAGAGGGCUUGAUUUCAUCCGCCUAUUUUUAAAACGUAUAAGUGAAACAGAAGAAGAUAUGAACACUUGCACUACAUGUCAGGGUUCCUAUAACGAGACCUUGGCUGAAUUCCAUCCAUGGUACAUUAGAAAAGCUGCAACACUUGCAAUGCAUGCCUUGCCUUCCAGACAAGAUUUAUUAAAAAAGAUCUUUGGCUCGGAAGAUGAAUUAACAGAGGCAAUGGCAGUUUUACCACAAACUCUACAAUCCUGUGACGAAGUAUACCAAAGAGUACAUCAACUAUAUACAGACUUUGAUUUUCACGGCUUGCCAUAG